CAUUUCAUACUUUGAUUACAUCAUACGUACUCUCUCUCUCUCUCUCUCUCUCUACAUAUCUCUCUCUCUCUAGCAAUUUUAUUUCACACACUAAAUCUCUCUCUCUCACACACACAUUUAAUUAAGAUCAUGAAGGUUGAAGUACAGAAAAGAUAUGCUUUGCUACUAGCAGCAAAGGAUUCUGAGUAUGUGAAGGACGUGUACGGUGGCUACUUCAAUGUGUUUGUUGCAGCUUUCGGCGAAGAAGGAGAGAGGUGGGACUUGUUUAGGGUUGUUGAAGGAGAGUUCCCGGACAUGAAUGAGCUCCAAAACUAUGAUGGCUUUGUGGUCAGUGGUAGCCCUUUCGACGCCUAUGGCAAUGACCCUUGGGUUCUCAAGCUUUGCUUUCUUUUGCAAACCCUAGACUCCAUGCAUAAGAAAGUCCUUGGUAUUUGCUUUGGACACCAGGUUUUGUGCAGAUCAUUGGGUGGAAAAGUUGGGAAGGCUAACAGUGGUUGGGAUAUUGGGCUUAGAAAAGUGAAAAUUGUGAAAGAUUUCUCCCCAUGCGGUUUCCUUGAAGGCUCAGAAGAAAUCCCAGCAUCCCUUUCGAUCAUUGAAUGCCACCAAGAUGAGGUAUGGGAGGUUCCUGUGGGUGCUGAAGUGAUUGCAUAUUCGGAUAAAACCGGUGUGGAGAUGUACACCAUCGGAGACCACAUUUUAGGGAUUCAAGGUCAUCCAGAGUAUACCAAGGACAUUCUUAACAAUCUCAUCGAUCGUCUUCUCACAAACGAAUCUAUAGAGAAAGGUCUUGCUGAAGAUGCCAAGGCAAAAUUGCAGAUAGCCGAACCAGAUAGGAAGUGUUGGGGAAAGAUUUGCAGAGGCUUCCUCAAGGGCAGAUGGAAUUAACUAGCUAAUUAAUUGCAAAUAUAACCAAAUCACUUUUGUUUUGAUAUCUUUAUUCGUUUUAUAUAACCACCUUGGUUAUAUGGUAUUUACUAAAAAAAUAAUUUUUAAAUUUACAAAAAUAGAAAACUUGGUUACAUAUGUAUACUCUUUGAUCCGAUAAUGAAGAAAUAAAUAUUUACAAUAGCAUUGCUUCUACAUUAAUAUAUCAUGUGUGUCCAUUACAUUUGUCUUACAAGUUAAACCUAGGAGAACCAU
Messenger RNA from Cornus florida, 1140 nucleotides. RefSeq names its product gamma-glutamyl peptidase 5-like. The coding region runs from base 130 to 885 and encodes 251 amino acids. The transcript is spliced from 3 exons. The record is from RefSeq and is a predicted model, not a curated record. NCBI's taxonomy places the organism in Eukaryota, Viridiplantae, Streptophyta, Magnoliopsida, Cornales, Cornaceae. Gene Ontology annotation, cellular component: cytosol.